AUCGAGCAGCGAUCAGCGAACCGGUUACCAGUCGUGGCUCGUCAUCUGUCUCGUGGUCAUUACAUUUUUCAAAGUAUCUUGUAUAUAUACACACACUAAAAAUGAAAAACAGAUGAACACAUUUUUUUCAUCUCCCAUUUACAAAGUGUUAAAAAUAAAAAAAAUUAUUAAAAUUUUCAAUAAAGUGCCAUUUAUUUUUGAAAAAAAAAUACAUUUUCUAAUUUUUUUUCUAUAAUUAAAAGUGCUUUAUGGAAAAUUUUAGUUUUACUGUCAAGUCACUCGGAAUAAAGUCCAAUUUAAAAAAUAUUUUUAAAAAAACUUUCACUUAAUUUUAAUUUAUAGUAAAAAAUUUUUUUCGCUGUUUUUUAUAUUUCUAAGAGUUGUAAACUUGUGAAAUGUGACAAUAUAUGUAAAAAAAAUUUAAGUGAUAAAGUUUAUCUUUUCGUUUGGUGUGUGGAAGUCUACGUUUAAACUAAAUUUACAGAAGAUCUAUUUAUAUAUAAGAAAAAAUGGGACAAUUUGAAGAGAGAUCUUACUUUCAUUGGGCGGAUUGGUUGGUUUUUGCCACAAUGUUAUUAAUUUCCGCAGCCGCGGGAAUUUGGCAUUUCAAAAAAGCACAAAAAUCAAAUACUGAAGUUUAUUUAUUGGGUGGAAAAGGCAUGAGUCUUUAUCCAGUAUCAGCUUCUCUUGUUGCAAGUUUUAUAUCGGGUGUAACAAUUUUGGGCACACCAGCGGAAAUUUACAAUUUUGGUACGCAAUAUUGGAUAACAAUAAUUUCAAUUUUAUUCUCUGGAAUUGGAGUUGCACUCGUUUAUCUUCCAGUUUUUUUCACCCUAAAACUUAAUUCCGCUUACGAGUAUCUUGAGCUGAGAUUCAAUUCUUCAGUGAGAAUUUUAAUAUCUCUCAUUUUUGUGAUCGAUGUGGUUCUUUAUCAAUCGAUUGUGAUUUACGUUCCUGCAUUGGCGUUAAAUCAAGUGAGUGGAAUAAAUGUUCAUUUAAUCGGCACAAUCGUCUGCCUGACAUGCGUCUUUUACACAGUGUUGGGUGGUUUAAGAGCAGUUAUCUGGACAGAUGCUCUUCAAGUGGCUGUGAUGGUCACUGCUGUGAUAACUGUGACAGUAUUAGGAACAAUUUAUAUUGGUGGGCCUUCAAUUGUUUGGCAGAAAGCUCAAGAUGCCAAUAGAAUUCAAUUUCUUAACUUUGACCCGUCUCCUUACACGAGACACACAGUAUGGACUGUUUUAUUUGGAUCAUGGCUAUACAGUAUGGGUUAUAUUUCUGUAAAUCAAACAAUGGUCCAAAGAUACACUUCUUUGAAAGAUAUGAAAACUUCAAAACUAUCUAUAGCAAUUUUUACGAUUGGCGUAAUGGCGUUCAUUUCAUUGUGCUGUUGGUGUGGACUUGUUCUACUCGCUUGGUGGUCACCACCAAAAUGCGAUCCAAGAGCAAGUGGACUAAUUAUUGCUGACGAUCAACUUUUGCCCGCUUAUGUUAUGGAAAUUGCUGGAAAAUUUCAUGGGGUACCUGGACUUUUUAUUUCAGGUGUUUUUGGAGCCGCACUAAGCACAUUAUCGGUAGGACUUAAUUCAACAUCAGUGGUUCUAUUAGAGGAUUUUGUUAAGGGUUACUUUAAAUUGAAACCCACAGAUCGAUGCGCAAGAAUAUUUGUUAAAAGUAUCAUCAUUAUUCUUGGACUACUUGCGCUUGCACUACUUUUUCUUAUAGAAAAAUUAGGAGGUGUUCUCUCGGUGACAAGUAGUUUGGCUGCUAUUGCUGCUGGAACUUCUUUUGGAGUUUUUACUCUUGGUAUGCUUUUACCCUGGACUAAUUCUAAGGGCGCUCUUGCUGGCGUAAUUGCAGGAUUUUUGUUAUCUGGUUGGGCAAGUCUUGGGGCAAAUGCUGCCAUUGGCUCUGGUAUUGUGAUACCAAAAAAAUUGCCCGUCGAUUAUUCAUAUUGUCCCGGAAAUGUCAGUGACGCUUUUUUGAAUCAAUUUAAACACAUUAAUGAAGAGAGCGUGUUUCCUCUCUACCGACUUUCUUAUCAUUGGUUUGCUGGUUUGGGAACUAUAACAGUUAUUGUGGUGGGGGGAAUUGUCUCUUGGUUAACAGGACCUUUAGAUCCUUCUUCAGUCGAUAGGUCUUUGCUUUCACCAGUAAUUCACAAAUGGCUACCAAAACCAGCUUACUAUGACAAAAGUGGCAAUUGGAGGCGGCCGUCGAGUCAAUUUUCCGAUUUUAUAAAUCAUAGACGACAAAAUACAAAUAGUGAAGUAACUAAUUUUUAAUUUUAAUAUAUUAUAUGCAAAAAAUGUAUUUUUUCAAUUUAGCGAAAUUUAAAUUCCGCGUUUUAAAUAUUACUGACAAAUUACGAUUCGAUCUAUUGAGUCGGCGCAGUACAAUUUCUCUUUAAUAGAUUUUGAGGUUAUGUUAAAACCUCCAAAUUCAAUUCUUCUGGAAAUUUCUUUUUUAUGACAAUAAUUUUUUUUGAAAUUUUACAAAAUCAAUAUUACAAAAUUAAAUUAUUUUUAAAGUAUAAUAAUUGGUUAAAUAAAUAAAAAGAUUCUAAAAAAAUUUUUUUUUUAUAAAAAUUUUUUAAGUAAACAAUUUUUUUUUCUCACAUAGUUAAAAUUUUAUAGCAAAACAUUCUCUCUUUUUUUUUGUGCCUAAAUUAAGUCACCCUGAGGUUUGUGAUUUUAAAUAUGAUUUUCCAUCGUGUGGCAAAUGUCGAGUUGACACCCGAGUUCUGUAACUGAGUUUGUUCGGUUUUCAAGCUCUGGUGAUUUUCAGUCGUCCGUGAUUCUCCAGAAGCCAAAGAUCAAGUGCCCUCGGGAUAUUUCGUCUAACUCGUUAACGAAUAAGAAAUCAUGUUAAAUUUUCUAUUAGAAAUCAAAAAAACUUUUUUCCCCGGAUAACAUGAAAAUCAAAAUCUAUUUUGCAAAAAAAAAAAGAAAAAAAUUCAAACCAAUUUUGUUUCUCUUCCAAACACAAAAAAAAUCUUUUUUAAAAUUAUUUUUCUCUUGAAUUUUUUAAUAUUUUUUUUGUCCAAAAUUGAAAAAAAAAAUUUAAUUAAUUUUCUAAUUAAAAAAUUAUUAUUUUAUUCUAUUUUCUUUCAAUUUUUCGAUUGGUUUUUGUUUUUUUUCUCACAUAAAAAUGGAAAAAUUGUUUAAAUUAACGUAAUUAAUAACAAAAAAAAAUAUGGAGUUAGUUUUUUUUAGAAAAAAUAAAAAAAAAAAUUGUUUUCGAAAUUUUGUCACGGUCUUUCGUAAUGCAAGAGAGACUAAUUUGGAAUUAAUGUAGUGAACUAUAGGUGGAUGUGCAUGGAAGAGACACGUCGUUGGUUGAAUAGAGUUAGUUUGAGAUAGUUAGCGGGCCUUCAGAAAUACAAUCGGCCACGAUUGGCGGGCCUACAAUCACAUGUCCCAUUAUAUGAAAAUUAACGCCUUCGUCUUGUAAAUGCACAUUUUAAUCAAGCGUUACUUCAUUAAAAAAAAAAAAAAAAAAAAUAUCCCCAUUUUAUGCCACACCAUGCCAAAAACAUUUCCCUAAAAAUAAUAACAUUUUUACUUCAAUUUUGUAAAAAAAAAAGAUUUUUCAAUUCUAAAAUUACAAAAUAAUUAAAAGAAAAUUUUUACCAGUAUUUUAUUUAUUUUAAUUUCUAAAAUUGUAUUUUUAUUUCUUUCUAGAAAUUGACUUUUUAAGUUUAUAUUUUAAAUUUCCCGCGCUCUAAUUUUUUUUUUACAAAAAGGCGGGAAAAUUUUAAUUAUUUAAAAAUGUUUCUUUAAAAGAGAAAAAAAAAUUGUUUACACAACAUUUUAGAAAGACACAUGUAUAUGUUGGAUGAGUAAAGACUGACUAAUUUCCAGGAGGUUUGAAUUUGGAUAAGAGAUUAAUUUAUAAGGGCCCAAACGUUGUUGAGUCGAAACCUCAGAUCAAAUAUCGUCGCGCUCAGUGAAAGAGAGAGAGAGAGAGACUGACGGAAUAGCUAAUUUAUCAAUUCUUCGGUUCGGUUGGCUUCGAUUCCUAUCACUGUUUGCAAUGUCGUGCAAACAGACACGGAAAUUCCUCAACGAAUGUAUCAUAUUUGAACGUAAACCAAGUCCUUUAAGCUCAAAAUGAGGAAAAGCAACGUCUCUCUCUCUCUCUCUCUCUCAUGAUUCACCUGACAAAAUUUAUUAUUUAUUUUUCGAUUUGCAAAAAAAGAUUCAAACAUUUAAAAAAAAUUUAAGAAUUAUAAUCAGUUUUUUUAUUAUUCAAUACUAUAAUACCACAAUUGUACUUAGGAGAAACAAAGUAAAAAUAUUUUUUUCUAAUUAUAUACAAACGUAAGUUACAUAGAAUUUAAGUAUUUGUAUUUUAGAUGAAUUUUGUAAAUAAAUUUGUUUCCAUAAAUUUGAA
Molecule: messenger RNA, 4395 nt
Organism: Leptopilina boulardi
Lineage: Eukaryota; Metazoa; Arthropoda; Insecta; Hymenoptera; Figitidae
Gene: SLC5A11
Product: sodium-coupled monocarboxylate transporter 2
Exons: 15
Coding region: 510-2285 (591 amino acids)
Biological process (GO): transmembrane transport; sodium ion transport
Cellular component (GO): membrane
Molecular function (GO): symporter activity
Source: RefSeq, a predicted model, not a curated record